Boleophthalmus pectinirostris (great blue-spotted mudskipper) is the source of this 11136-nucleotide messenger RNA. It is a transcript of the gene trioa, whose product is annotated as trio Rho guanine nucleotide exchange factor a. The transcript has 61 exons. Gene Ontology annotation, biological process: protein phosphorylation. The record is from RefSeq and is a predicted model, not a curated record. Gene Ontology annotation, molecular function: guanyl-nucleotide exchange factor activity; protein binding; ATP binding. NCBI's taxonomy places the organism in Eukaryota, Metazoa, Chordata, Actinopteri, Gobiiformes, Gobiidae. Gene Ontology annotation, cellular component: cytoplasm. Bases 305 to 9598 code for a protein of 3097 amino acids.
CACCGUCUGCUCAUUUCCGAAAGCUUACGGAGAUUCACGGAGCGGCCCCACCUCCGCGCUACAGCGACUCUUCCUCGGCUUUACUCCGAGGAGGAACCCGGUGCUCCGGGCUGGUUCGUUUACUCAUCCCGUUAAUAUGGGGCUCUACAAAUGGCACCGUUAGCGUUUUCCAGUUCCCGAAACCGACCCUAUGAUUUUGAUGGCUCUUUGGUCUGGGGGGAAGUGAUUUUGUGCCAUCUAUUUUUUUAUUUUGGGGGAAGUCUUCUUGGGACACACUGAGCUCCUGGAUUGAGUUCUAGCAGCCAUGAGCUCCGGGGAAGGAGCAGACGAGACAACGAAGGACGCUAGCGACUCAGCGGCCCUUUUCAAGACAGAUGGAUCUGUCCCUAAAGAGUCUAAAGGAGAUGUAUCGAGUCAGAUAGCAGGUUUCAAAAGGAAUGAACAAAUGAGAGCCAUGGAAGUUCUUCCUAUUCUAAAAGAAAAAGUGGCCUUUUUAUCAGGUGGCAGAGACAGACGAGGGGGUCCGGUGUUAACAUUUCCAUCUCGUAGCAAUCAUGAUAGAAUACGACAGGAGGAUCUGAGAAGGCUGAUUGCAUACCUUGCCAGCAUCCCCAGUGAGGAUGUGUGUAAACAUGGCUUCACGGUCAUCGUUGAUAUGCGAGGAUCCAAAUGGGACAGCAUUAAGCCACUGCUGAAGAUCCUGCAGGAGUCCUUCCCUUCCUGCAUCCACGUUGCUCUCAUCAUCAAACCUGACAACUUCUGGCAGAAGCAGAAGACCAACUUUGGAAGCUCCAAGUUUGAAUUUGAGACCACAAUGGUGUCACUGGAGGGCCUUACAAAGGUUGUAGACCCUUCUCAAUUGACAUCAGACUUCGACGGCAGCCUGGAGUACAAUCAUGAAGAGUGGAUUGAGGUGCGCGUGGCUUUUGAGGAAUUCUCUGGUCACGCCACCCAGAUGCUGUCCCGGCUAGAGGAGAUGUAUGAAACUGUGUCCAGAAAAGAUUUUCCUCAAGACCUCGAUGGAGCCCGUAAAAUGAUAGAGGAGCAUGCAGCACUGAAGAAAAAGGUCAUAAAGGCUCCCAUUGAAGAGCUUGACACAGAGGGACAACGGUUACUCCAGCGCAUCCAGAGUACUGAGACCUUCUCCAACCGUAAUGGCAGCACAGGGGGCAGCAGUGGCAGCAGCAGCAGUGGCACAGGGGGGUGCAACACAGACGUCCAGGGCCUUGUGCCACGGAUCACCCAGCUUCUGGACAAACUGCACUCCACCCGACAGCAACUCCAUCAGACCUGGCACGUCCGCAAGCUGCAGUUGGACCAGUGUUUCCAGCUCCGGCUCUUCGAACAGGAUGCAGAGAAGAUGUUUGACUGGAUCAUGCACAACAAGGGUUUGUUCCUGGCGGGCUACACCGAGAUCGGCAACAAUCACCCUCACGCUGUGGAGCUGCAGACCCAGCACAACCACUUUGCCAUGAACUGCAUGAAUGUCUAUGUCAACAUCAACCGCAUCAUGUCAGUGGGGAACCGGCUGCUGGAGUCGGGUCACUACGCUUCACAGCAGAUAAAGCAGAUCUCCAGUCAGUUGGAGCAGGAAUGGAAGGCCUUUGCCGCGGCCCUGGACGAACGAAGCACUUUAUUGGAUAUGUCUGCUACUUUUCACCAGAAGUGUGACAAGUACAUGGGUAAUGUGGACUCGUGGUGCAAGGCGUGCGGCGAGGUGGAUUUGCCCUCAGAGCUCCAGGACUUAGAAGACGCCAUCCAUCAUCAUCAGGGCCUGUACGAACACAUAACAGCUGCAUAUUCAGAGGUAAGCCAGGAUGGAAAAGCCCUACUAGACAAACUACAGAGACCGUUGACUCCCGGAAGUGCAGACUCUUUGACGGCAUCAGCCAACUACUCCAAAGCAGUGCACCAUGUUCUGGACAUUAUCCAUGAGGUGCUGCAUCAUCAGAGACAACUGGAGAAUAUCUGGCAGCACCGGAAAGUACGGCUCCAUCAGCGCCUGCAGCUUUGUGUCUUCCAGCAGGAUGUGCAACAGGUGCUGGACUGGAUAGAGAACCAUGGUGAGGCCUUUCUUAGCAAACACACAGGUGUGGGGAAGUCUUUGCAUCGAGCCAGAGCCCUUCAAAAACGCCAUGAGGACUUUGAGGAAGUUGCACAGAACACUUACACCAAUGCUGACAAGCUGUUGGAGGCGGCCGAGCAGCUGGCCCAGACGGGAGAGUGCGACCCAGAGGAGAUCUAUCAGGCCGCCCACCAACUCGAGGACCGCAUCCAAGACUUUGUUCGCCGCGUGGAGCAGCGCAAAGUCCUGCUGGAUAUGUCUGUCGCCUUCCACACGCACGUCAAAGAGCUGUGGACGUGGCUGGAAGAGUUACAGAAGGAGCUUUUGGAUGAUGUCUAUGCCGAAUCGGUUGAAGCUGUACAAGACCUCAUUAAACGUUUUGGCCAACAGCAGCAAACUACACUUCAGGUCACUGUCAAUGUCAUCAAGGAAGGGGAAGAUCUCAUCCAACAACUCAGGGACUCGGCCAUUUCCAGCAACAAGACUCCCCACAACAGCUCCAUCCACCACAUCGAGAGCGUCCUGCAGCAGCUGGAUGAGGCACAGGCCCAGAUGGAGGAGCUCUUUCAGGAGCGCAAGAUCAAACUGGAGCUCUUCCUACAGCUGCGGAUAUUUGAGCGCGAUGCUAUUGAUAUAAUUUCUGACCUGGACUCAUGGAAUGAGGAGCUGAGUGGGCAGUUGACUGAAUUCGAUACAGAAGAUCUGACAGUGGCCGAGCAGAGAUUGCAGCAUCAUGCUGAUAAAGCUCUCACCAUGAACAACCUCACAUUUGACGUCAUCCACCAGGGUCAGGAACUACUGCAGUACGUCAAUGAAGUUCAGGCAUCAGGUGUGGAGCUACUCUGCGACAGAGAUGUUGACAUGGCAACGCGGGUUCAGGAACUGCUGGAAUUUCUUCAUGAGAAACAGCAAGAGUUGGACCUGGCAGCCGAGCAGCACCGCAGACACCUGGAACAGUGCGUCCAGCUUAGGCACCUCCAGGCUGAAGUCAAGCAGGUUCUUGGCUGGAUUCGUAAUGGUGAGUCGAUGCUUAACGCUGGUUUGAUCACGGCCAGUUCCCUGCAAGAAGCCGAGCAACUGCAACGAGAACAUGAACAAUUCCAACACGCUAUAGAGAAAACCCACCAGAGUGCCCUGCAGGUUCAGCAAAAGGCAGAAGCCCUCCUUCAAGCCAACCACUAUGACAUGGACCUGAUUAGAGACUGCGCAGAGAGUGUGGCAUCCCACUGGCAGCAGCUCAUGUUGAAGAUGGAGGACAGACUGAAGCUGGUGAACGCCUCUGUGGCCUUCUAUAAAACAUCGGAGCAGGUGUGCAGUGUACUGGAGAGCCUGGAGCAAGAGUACAAACGGGAGGAGGACUGGUGCGGGGGAGCAGACAAACUGGGACCCAACUCUGAGACCGACCACGUCACCCCCAUGAUCAGCAAACAUCUGGAGCAGAAGGAAGCGUUUUUGAAGGCAUGCACCUUAGCCAGAAGAAAUGCUGACGUCUUCCUGAAGUACAUGCACAGGAACAGUGUGAACAUGCCCGGGAUGCUGAGCCACGUCAAAGCUCCGGAACAACAGGUGAAGAACAUUCUGAAUGAGCUGCUUCAGAGGGAGAACCGGGUGCUUCAUUUCUGGACCAUGAGGAAGAGGCGUUUAGACCAGUGCCAGCAGUAUGUGGUCUUUGAGCGCAGCGCCAAACAGGCUUUGGAGUGGAUUCAUGACACUGGGGAGUUCUAUUUGUCAACACAUACCUCCACUGGCUCCAGCAUCCACCACACACAGGAACUGCUGAAGGAGCAUGAGGAGUUCCACAUUACAGCCAAGCAAACUAAAGAGCGUGUUAAGUUGCUUAUUCAGUUGGCCGAGGGCUUCUGUGAUAAAGGCCACAGUCACGCUGCAGAAAUAAAAAAAUGGGUGACAGCUGUGGAUAAAAGAUACAGAGACUUCUCCCUGCGCAUGGACAAAUACCGCUGCAGCCUCGAGAAGGCUCUGGGCAUCUCUCCCGACUCUAACAAAGCUAGUAAAGACCUCCAGUUGGACAAUAUACCUGCUACGGGGUCAGAGGUCAAGCUGAGAGAUGCUGCUCAUGAGCUGAAUGAGGAGAAACGCAAGUCUGCACGCAGAAAAGAGUUUAUCAUGGCUGAGCUAAUCCAGACAGAGAAGGCCUAUGUGCGUGACCUGCGGGAGUGCAUGGAUACCUAUUUGUGGGAGAUGACCAGUGGUGUGGAAGAGAUUCCCCCAGGAAUUGUCAAUAAAGAGCACAUCAUCUUUGGAAACAUGCAGGACCUUUAUGAAUUUCACCAUAACAUCUUCCUCAAAGAGCUGGAAAAGUAUGAGCAGCUGCCAGAAGAUGUCGGCCACUGUUUUGUCACAUGGGCUGACAAGUUCCAGAUGUAUGUGAACUAUUGUAAGAAUAAACCAGACUCCACUCAGCUUAUCCUGGAACAUGCUGGGAAUUACUUUGAUGAAAUUCAACAGAGGCAUAGACUCGCCAACUCCAUCUCAUCAUAUCUAAUCAAACCUGUGCAGAGAAUCACAAAGUACCAACUUCUUCUGAAGGAGUUACUGACCUGCUGUGAAGAGGGUAAAGGAGAGAUUAUAGAUGGUCUUGAAGUUAUGCUCAGUGUUCCCAAAAGAGCCAAUGAUGCCAUGCACCUCUCAAUGCUAGAAGGUUUUGAUGAGAACAUAGACUCCCAGGGUGAGCUGAUACUACAAGAUUCCUUCCAAGUUUGGGAUCCCAAAACGCUGAUCCGAAAAGGCCGUGAGCGACAUCUUUUCCUCUUUGAGAUGUCUCUAGUUUUUAGUAAGGAGGUCAAGGACUCAAACGGCAGGGGCAAGUACAUCUAUAAGAGCAAGCUCUAUACGUCAGAGUUGGGGGUUACAGAACAUGUUGAAGGAGAUCCAUGUAAAUUUGCUCUCUGGGUUGGACGCACUCCAACAAAUGAUAACAAGAUUGUGCUCAAGCUAAGUCAGGGAUCCAAACAUGGCGCCACGGCAUCUAACAUUGAGAACAAGCAAGAUUGGAUUAAGCACAUCAGGGAGGUGAUCCAGGAGCGCACCAUUCACCUGCGAGGAGCUCUAAAAGAGCCUAUUCACAUACCCAAAGCAACAGCUGUCAAACAUCACAAAGGAAGAAGGGAUGGAGAGGAUUUGGACAGUCAGGGCGAAGGCAGCAGUCAACCAGACACCAUCUCACUGGCAUCCCGCACUUCCCAAAACACCAUGGACAGUGACAAGCUCUCUGGAGGCUGUGAGCUCACUGUGGUCAUCCAUGACUUCAUGGCCAGUAACAGUAAUGAGCUGACAGUGCGGCGGGGACAGACUGUGGAGGUACUGGAGCGAUGCCAUGAUAAACCAGACUGGUGCCUAGUCCGGACCACAGACCGCUCCCCAGCUCAAGAAGGGCUGGUACCCUGCUCAAUGCUUUGCAUUGCACAUUCAAGAUCCUCCAUGGAGAUGGAAGGCAUCUAUAACCACAAAGACACAUUGUCAGUGUGCAGUAAUGAUGCAAUCAUGCCUGGCUCCUCCGCUACACUUCAGCCAAAUCAUGGCAUAGGUUCACACACAUCACCAGGGCCAAAACGUCCAGGCAACACACUUAGAAAGUGGCUCACAAGCCCGGUUCGACGCCUAAGCAGUGGCAAAGCUGACGGCCAUGUGAAGAAGAUUGCCACCAAACAUAAGAAGAAUCGUGACGUCAGGAAGAGCGGAGAGAUGACUAUAGGCUCUCAGAAAGACUCUGAUGAAAGUGCAGCCACACCACAAGAUGAGACCGUGGAAGAGAGGGUGCGUAACGAGGGUCUGUCCAGUGGCACCUUAUCCAAAUCUAGUUCUUCCGGGAUGCAGAGCUGUGGUGAAGAGGAAGGGGAGGAGGGCCCUGAUGCUGUACCUCUACCACCUCCUAUGGCAAUCCAGCAGCAUAGCCUUCUGCAACCAGACACACAGGACGACAAGGCUUCCUCUCGUCUCUCAGUGCGUCCAUCUAGUUCAGAGACACCCAGUGCUGCAGAGCUUGUUAGUGCCAUUGAAGAACUGGUUAAAAGCAAGAUGGCUCUAGAGGAUCGGCCUAGUUCACUGUCAGUGGAACAGGGAGAUAGCAGCUCCCCCUCGUGCAACCCGUCAGACCAGUCUCUUCUGUCCUCUUCAUCUCCCAUGGAAGAAAUGGAUGAUCGCAGGGCCAGCAUCCUUAAGAAAAGACAGUACAUCCUUCUUGAGCUUGUUGAGACAGAACGAGAUUAUGUUCGAGAUCUGAGCCUAGUUGUUGAGGGCUACAUGAACAGGAUGAAGGAAGAGGGUGUUCCUGACGAUAUGAAAGGAAAAGACAAAAUAGUGUUUGGAAACAUCCAUCAGAUCUAUGAUUGGCACAAAGAUUACUUUCUUGGGGAGCUGGAGAAAUGUUUGGAGGACCCUGACAAACUGGGACCACUCUUUCUAAAACAGGAGCGAAGAUUAAACAUGUACGUGGUGUACUGCCAAAACAAGCCUAAGUCGGAGCACAUUGUCUCGGAGUAUCUUGACACUUAUUUUGAGGACCUAAAGCAGAGACUUGGGCACAGGCUGCAGAUCACUGACUUGCUCAUAAAACCAGUGCAGAGGAUCAUGAAAUACCAGCUACUGCUUAAGGAUCUUUUGAAAUAUUCUAAGAAGGCUGGGCUGGAGUCUAUGGAGUUGGAGAAAGCAGUGGAAGUCAUGUGCAUUGUGCCAAAAAGAUGCAAUGAUAUGAUGAAUGUAGGCCGACUUCAGGGAUUUGACGGGAAGAUUGUGGCGCAGGGCCGUCUUCUGCUGCAGGAUACCUUCAUGGUGUCUGACCCCGAAAGCAGUUUGCAUGGUCGUAUGAAGGAGAGAAGAGUCUUUCUGUUUGAACAGAUGGUUAUCUUUAGUGAGCCACUGGACAGAAAGAAGGGUUUUUCUUUGCCAGGCUUCCUCUAUAAACACAGCAUCAAGAUCAGCUGUUUGGGCCUUGAGGAGAAUGUUGAAGGUGAUCCCUGCAAAUUUAUACUGACGUCUCGCUCCUCGAAUGGCAUUAUUGAAUCAUUUGUGCUCCACUCUGCUCACCCCGGGGUGCGUGAGGUCUGGACCCUACAAAUUAGUCAGAUAUUGGAAAGCCAACGUAACUUCCUCAAUGCACUCACAUCACCGAUCGAGUUCCAGAGGAACCAUAUUGGAGCGAAUGUGGGCUCUUGUUCUCCUAACAUGGGAGCUCUGAGUGGAGGCAGCUCAUUGCCUGCUGCUGCAAACUCCCAGGUUAGCUCUAUCCCUUCAGGUCCUCCAGGAGGCUCCCGGCGACCAUCCAGGAUCCCCCAGCCCUCUCGUUUACCACAGCCCACACGCCAUCACCCCAGCACUGACACUGACAGCCCCCACAAAAUGUCAGGUUUGUCACCCCGUCCUGUCCCCUCCUCUCUCAUCCCUUCAGGGAGUAGUCCACAAAGCAAACGUUCUAGUCAAAGCUCAGAGGACCAAGUACAGGCUAACACUCCAGCCAGUGCUGUAUCUCCCCUUCCUCGUGCCACAGUGGGGCCCUUGCCCUCUACACCCAUUGCCAAAGUUCGGCCUGGAGCCGUGUCCCCUAUGGCCUCACCAAUGGCCACUCCUGCUUUUGGCAAAGAAGCCCAGGUAGCGCCCCCUCCCAGCCCUGGUCACAAGUCUGGACCAGGUUUCUGGAGCUCCAUGCCAGCUUCCCCAGCCAGCCGGCCUGGCUCGUUCACCUUCCCUGGGGAAACGGGAGAGACUCCAGUGCGUCAGAAUUCAAAUCCGGUCCAGGCUGGUUCUGGAUCUGGGAGCCAAAAUCAGUCCCACAGACACUCCACCCACAGCAAGGACGCUGAUCGCAUGAGUACAUGCUCCUCUGCCAGCGAGCAGUCCAUCCAGUCCACCCAGAGCAAUGGGAGUGAAAGCAGCAGCAGCAGUAGCGUAUCCACAAUGUUGGUGACUCAGGACUACAUGGCUGUUAAGGAGGAUGAGAUCAGCGUUUCACAGGGAGAGGUGGUCCAGAUCUUAGCCAGCAACCAGCAAAACAUGUUCCUGGUUUUCAGGGCAGCGACUGAGCAGGGCCCCGCUGCUGAAGGCUGGAUUCCUGGAUUUGUGCUUGGACACACCUCUGCCACUGUCCCAGAGUGCCCCGAGGGAUCUGUCAAUAGAAAAUCUUCCUCUUGGCACACAUCAUUACGCAUCCGUAAGAAGUCUGAAAAAAAGGAUAAAGAGGCCAAAAAGGAAACCAAGCUGGAAAAUGGUUACAGGAAGUCCAACAAAGUAUCUGUAAAGCUUCUAAAUCCCAACUAUAUCUAUGAUGUUCCCCCUGAGUUUCUUGUUCCACUGAGUGAUGUGACUUGUGACAAUGGAGAGAGCGUCACCCUUAGGUGUAAAGUUUGUGGUCGACCCCGGGCUUCCCUUACUUGGAAAGGUCCCAAUCAGAGCACCCUGACCAACAAUGGACACUUCAGCAUUGCUUACAGUGAUGCAGGUGAAGCCACGCUGCGGAUUAUUGGUGUGGAUUCUGACGAUGAUGGACUUUACACUUGUGUUGCCACAAAUGAACUUGGUACUGUAACAUCCACAGCCAAUCUCAGAGUCCUUGCUGUGUCCAGGGAUGGUGUCAGGGUGAGCUGGAAGGACAACUUUGAGUCUCAUUACGCUGAAGUGUCUGAACUUGGCAGGGGUCGCUUCUCUGUUGUGAAGCGUUGUGAACACAAAGGUACAAAGUGUGCUGCUGCUGUUAAACAAGUGAACAAGAAACUGAUGCGACGGGACAGGGUGACCCAAGAGCUCAGUCUCCUUCAUAGGCUACAACACCCCAACAUAGUCAGCCUUAUAGACACGUAUGAAUCCCACAGCAGCUACACGCUGGUUCUGGAGAUAGUCGAUCAGGGCCGCUUGUUGGACUACAUAGUGCGCUGUGGGAAUCUAACUGAGGAGAGAGUUGCCAGCUUCUUGCGGGAUGUUUUAGAAGCUUUACACUACCUGCACAACUGUAGGAUUGUGCAUUUGGACAUAAAGCCUGAGAACCUCUUGGUGGCCCACAGCCCCAUUGGCCAGCCAGUGGUCAAACUCAUAGACUUUGGAGAUGCUAUCCAGCUCAACAGUGCACACUACAUCCACCCCCUGUUGGGCAGUCCUGAAUUUGCGUCCCCAGAAUUAGUGUUGGGCGAGCCAGUGUCUUUGACCUCUGACCUCUGGAGUCUAGGUGUGGUGACAUAUGUGCUGCUGAGCGGCGCAUCUCCUUUCCUGGAUGAGAGUGCAGAGGAGACCUGUCUGAACAUCUGUCGACUGGACUUCAGCUUCCCCAGAGACUACUUCCAUGGCGUAACACAGGCGGCUCGGGACUUUGUGUGUCUGCUGCUGAGGACUGACCCAGGCAGGAGGCCUCCAGCGGGACUGUGCCUCCAGGAGCCAUGGCUCCAGCCGGGCAGCCAGGCCCAGGGAGAGUUCUGUCUGGACACCUCCCGACUCAUUGCCUUCAUGGACCGGAGGAAACAUCUAACUGAUGCCCGCCCCAUAGGAGGAGUCCGAAGCUUUAUUCAAAGUCGUCUUCAGUCCAGAGUUUGACACUAUCGAUUCACUAAUCUAUUUCCUCUGGCCCAAGCCCUUUCAAUCCACCUGUAGAUCUGCAGCACAGGUCUACGUAUGUGUUAAUUCAGUGCACAGGUUGUGGACCUAUGGAUCUAGAGAUUAAAUGUCCAUAAUAAAUAAUGAAUGCUGAUCUGAUCUUUUUCACUGACCAACAUUUCAGGCCUGUAGUCCUCUCACCUUAAAUUUAAAGUUUGUCAGAGCCCUUGAGAACCAAGUUCUCUCCUGCAACAGAUGCUCUUAUCUACUGCUGCUUGCUAACACUUAACAACAUAUUUUGUCAGGUAACAAAGGACUAAAAGAAAAAAUGAAGUAAUUUAUUUUUUAAGAAAUAAAACUGAGCAGUUUGAAUUGGCAGAUGCCACUGGACAGAUGUGGAGCUAUUAGAACAAAGUGAUGCCAUCAAAGCAAAAUGCCUACUGCCUCCUUAUGGAGAAAGAGAACGAAACUGUGUUGAGCUCUUUUUACUUAAGUACAAACUUUCUUAUAGAAACUAUAUAUAGGAAAACAAGUACUGUCUUUCAGGACAAGAAGAAUGCAAAUGUCAGGAGUUGCUGUGCUACUUUGACUCAUCAUAUCCUGAAGACAAUAAUAGACAUUUGUACGUGCACUCAGAGCUUUUAAUGGCUGCGCUAACAUUAAUAACAAAACAAUGGACAUUUGCCAUUUGCUUUUAAUAGAACUAACCUUGUGUUGAGCAGUCUGGAAAUGUUCAGGCCUUAUCUGUAAAUAGACAGAUGCCUUCUUCCCUCAAAGCAGCAGUUUCUGGAUAAAACCUUGAUGGCAGUGCUCAUUGCCAAUCACAGGGGGAAUGUGAAGGCAGAAGAAGACUGAUACUGUAAAUGCACUCAUUGUAUGUUAAGUUUAUCAUGUGCAAUGUUGCGGCUUUAACAUUUUAUGCAACUAUUUAUGAAGACAUCUGUUGUAUCUGUAAUAAAUCUAUAGAAAAGCACGUACUUGGUACUGCAAGCACUGCUAUAGUAGUUUGUGUUUAUUUGAUCUCGUUUUUAUGAGUUCAAGGCCGGGCUUUUAUUACAGGUCACCCUCUGGAUCAUCACAAUGUGAUCAAAACUAAUGUAUCAUUUUUGCCCUGUAUGCCUGCGUAGUAUUGGUACACCAAAGUUGUUCAAGCUUUAUAGUACUUGAUACAAACUGUGUUAGUUUCACUUGGGUUUACUAAGACCUUGCUGUUUACACUAGUUAAAUAACACCAUUGGUCAUUAGAGCAUUUCUGUUCAUGCUUAAAAUUGUAAAUAAAGCCAAUUCUCAAACUUACUCAAAAAUAUAAAUUAAUCUGAUAGGGAUGAUUCACUGAAACUUUAUUUAUUAUUGCAGAUGCCAUUCAAACAAGCAAACUUAAACUGAAUGCAACAGUUUAGGUUUUAUUUUGUUUUCUCAGUGUUUAAGUUACAUGUUUUUUAAUCUUUGCAUGUAUAUUUUUGUACAGAUCAUAUUUUCCACUUGUAAAUAUUCUCAUUUUGUCAUCAUUUAUUUGGAAAUUAAAACUAUUGAACACA